ACCCUCACCUGUGUUAUUGUGGCUUUUAUUUUGUAAUCUUCAAAACCCGCUGCGUCUCUCGCGUUUCGCUUCACAGUCCACACUUCUGUAAAGAAGACUCGAGUUAACGCCAGUAAUUCAUCUCCAUGCUAUUAGUAAAUCAACUCAGAGUACAACUAGUUUCAUAUACGGUUUAUAGGUGACAGAAUCGCCAGUUUUAUAUCCAUCAUGUCAAAGGCAACCAAACGUAAGCACGUAGUCAAAGAAGUUCUCGAGGACUGUGUGGCACCCACUGAAGACCAGCAUAUCAUGAGGGUCUUAGGAAGUAAUGGCAAUAACUUGCAUGAAGCGGUGACUGGCAGCGGCGAGCGCUUCCUCGUCAGUAUGCCUCCUAAAUACCGCAAGAACAUCUGGAUCAAACGAGGAGACUUUGUCAUUGUUGAUCCCAUUAAAGAAGGAGGGAAGGUGAAAGGAGAAAUAAGUUUCAUACUUUACAGGGACCAUAUUCAGUACCUGAGAAAAAUUGGUGUCUGGCCAGAAGGAUUCCAGGAGGAUGGCGCAUCCAGUGAGAGGAACGGGGAAAAACCGAAAGAAAGAAGUGAAAGAAAAACGGAGGAGGAAGGAGAGGGUGACAGCGACUCUGAGGAUGACGACAGUGAUCUGUUUGUAAACACCAAUCGUGCCACUGUUCUCUACAGCGAGAGUGAGGAAGAGACUGAUGAAGAUGAGGAGGGUGACAAUGAUGGGGAUGAAAAGGAGGAAGAUGAUGAUGAAGGAAGAGCAUUAAAAACUGCAUGACACUGGAAGAUGCUCCCACCACAGCAUGACCAAAAACAGUUUUCUAUGACGCUUAAAAACCUGGACAAACUACACUGGUGCCUGAGACUGAGCUAUCAUUGCAUUGAUUUCUCUGUGAUGGCUUUCAGAAGUUUCUGCCUAAGUUUAAUUUGUUUCAAAUCUCUUACUCAUUUUGUUUCAUUAAAAGAAACAUUGUAUAUUAUAAUUCUUGUAAAUAGGGUGUUGUAAUAAACUUUGUUUUGUACACUUGA
Molecule: messenger RNA, 1028 nt
Organism: Carassius gibelio (silver crucian carp)
Lineage: Eukaryota; Metazoa; Chordata; Actinopteri; Cypriniformes; Cyprinidae
Product: probable RNA-binding protein EIF1AD
Exons: 5
Coding region: 208-777 (189 amino acids)
Biological process (GO): translational initiation
Cellular component (GO): nucleus
Molecular function (GO): translation initiation factor activity; RNA binding
Source: RefSeq, a predicted model, not a curated record